Symbiodinium natans is the source of this 942-nucleotide messenger RNA. The record is from the annotation of a GenBank genome assembly. Lineage: Eukaryota; Dinophyceae; Suessiales; Symbiodiniaceae.
AUGAAUUGCGGCAUCCUUCGAGCGCUCAUCUGGGAAAGCAAGAGGGGCUCCGAUGACCAAGAUGCUGGAUGGCUUGCCUUACCGGCGGGUGUUGGUGUCGGCACCGUUGGGGCAUCCUGGGCAGCGUUUUUUGCUUCUCAGGGCCUUCCCGUGUCCGUGUAUGAUCGGACGCCCGCCGCGCUUGAGAAGGGCUUAGCCGACGCACGAGCAGCCCUGGCACGUCUGGAGGCUGCUGGGCUGUUGGCCGAGGAUGCUGACCAUGCCGCGACCCGCCUCCGCGCGGCGGACAGCCUCGAGGCCGCAGUGGCCGAGGCGGACUUCGUGCAAGAGACCGUCUAUGAGGACUAUGGGCUGAAGGCGGAGGUGUGGCGGUCCAUCGAGCGCCACGCGCCGCCCGAGGCCGUGAUCGCGUCGUCCACGAGCGGGCUGCUCAUCUCCCAGCUGGCGGAGGCCCUGAAGAGGCCGGAACGAGCCCUUGUAGCACAUCCCUUCAACCCUCCCCAUCUCAUCAACCUGGUGGAAUUGGUUCCUGGACCUUGUACCGACACCGGUGUCCUUGAGUCAGUGAAGCAGUUCUACAAGAUGCUUGGAAAAGCCCCGGUGGUCCUGUUAAAAGAGGUUGGAGGGCACAUCGCGAAUCGCUUGCAGGCGGCUGUGUGGCGAGAGGCCAUAAGCCUCGUACACCGCGGCGUCGCAACGGUUGAGGAUGUGGAUACUGCUCUCCACGAGGGCCCCGGAGUGCGCUGGGCCCUCCUGGGCCAGCAUGCCAUCUUCGACCUCGGGGGCGGAGAGGCGGCUUACCGCGGGCUCUUUGAAGGAAUUGGCAAAAGCUGCUUCGAGCAACUGGUUUGGCCUUCCAUGGACACAUGGAGCGCUGUUCCGGAUGAGGGGAAGGAGGCCUGCAUCGCAGGGAUUGAGCAGUGGUAUCGCCAGGCCGGUUGA